AGUGAGAGCUUUGAGCCUGUUUACACCCAGCCAAGCUUCUUCAUCGCAACAGCUGCUCUAGUGCACCAGCCACAUCUCUAAGGUAACAUGGCUUUCACGGGCAGAUAUGAAGUGGAAAGUGAAGACAACUAUGAUGCCUUUGUGAAGUGUAUUGGUAUUCCCAGUGAUAUCAUUGAAAAGGGAAGGAAUUUCAAGAUUGUCACAGAAGUGGCACAGAAUGGAAAUGACUUUGUCUGGACCCAGAUCUACCCAACAGGCCAGUCCAUGACCAACAAAUUCACCAUUGGCAAGGAAGCAGACAUGGAAACAAUGGGAGGUAAAAAGUUCAAGGCAACUGUUAAAAUGGAAGGUGGGAAAGUGGUUGCUGAUUUCCCUAACUACCAUCAUACUGCAGAGAUUGCUGGUGGAAAACUAGUAGAGAUCUCUACAGCUGGUGGUAUAACCUACAAGAGAGUCAGCAAAAAGCUGGCUUAAGAAGAACUCAUCUUCCAGUGCACUGAGAAAUGAAUAUCAAGACACUCAAUAAAUCAGUUUUAGAAACUCCAUCUCUUUCUGUGUCUCUGUUGCAAACAAAAUGAGGGAACAGUUGUUUCAAAAGGAGACAACUUCAAUUUUUCCAUGUUAAUAUUUUUACCCUUUGUGUAAGGGUUCUGGCGCACACCCAUAGUCAAAAAACACGAGAUU
This is a messenger RNA of Mauremys reevesii (Reeves's turtle), 684 nucleotides long. It is a transcript of the gene FABP6, whose product is annotated as fatty acid binding protein 6. The coding region runs from base 88 to 474 and encodes 128 amino acids. Gene Ontology annotation, molecular function: fatty acid binding. Gene Ontology annotation, cellular component: cytosol; nucleus. The transcript has 4 exons. Lineage: Eukaryota; Metazoa; Chordata; Testudines; Geoemydidae. Gene Ontology annotation, biological process: fatty acid transport. The record is from RefSeq and is a predicted model, not a curated record.